AUGCGGCGGCAGCUUCCUCGAUACGAUCGCUGCGAUGAGCCGCUGGAGCGAUCGGUUCCGCGGCUCGAGAGGCGCGAGAUCGCCGCAGACAAGGCCACAAUCGUCGCUCUCCUCGCCCGAUGCAUUCAAAACGACGCGCUGUGGAUGGGCAGGCGAGUCCACGCACAGAUUUCCAGGGCCGGCCGCGACGGAGAGGCUUUCAUCGGCAAUCACCUCGUGGAGAUGUAUGGCAAGUGCGGCAGCAUAUCUGGAGCGCACGCUGCGUUCGAGGCCAUCACGGCGAGAAAUCCACACUCCUGGAAUAUCAUGAUCUCAGCAUAUGCCCAGAACGGGCAUCUGGAAGAGGCUCAAGUGUUGUUUGAUGAGAUGCCGGAAAAGAAUGUUAUCUCGUGGAAUACAAUGCUUGCAGCGCAUCUAGGGGUCGGGAAUCUCGAUCGCGCAACGGCGGUGUUUCAUGCAAUGCCCGAAAGAGAUUCCAUCUCCUGGAACACGCUAAUCACCGCAUUUGCCGAGGCCGGGCAUCUGUACAUGGCGAGAAGCUUGCUCGCCCAAAUGCCCGAUCGGAGCGUCUCGUCCUGGAACGCGAUGAUCACAGGCUACGCUCGCAGCGGCGAUGGGAGAUCCGCCUUGCAGCUCUUCUCCGCCAUGGAUCUCGAGGGCCAGCGGGCGAACAUCAUAACUCUGGUGGUGGCCAUUGGCGCUUGCCAAGAUGUAGACGCCACGCUCUCCCUCCACUCGAGCCUCGCCGCCCCGGGCCUCGACUCGGACGCCAUCGUUGCGAGCGCGCUCGUCGCCGCCUAUGGAAGACACGGCAGCGUAGAGAACGCCCAGCGUUGCUUCGAUGGGAUCACCCGCAAGGACGUGGUUGCAUGGACGGUGAUCCUCACGGCCUACGCUCAAAACGGCCAUGCCCGCGAGGCCCUCCGCGUGUUCCAACACAUGAACCUCGACGGUGCCAAGCCAUGCAACGUGACGCUCUUGGCGAUCUUCCACGCCUGCGCCAGCGACGCGUCGGCAGCGCCGUUUGGGAGGACGAUCCACGCUAGCCUGGCCGGGACCGGGAUGGAUCACGAUGUCUCGGUUGGCACCGCGCUGGUGGACAUGUACGGGAAUGCCGGGAGCCUGGAGGAGGCGCGGUCGGCCUUCGCCAAGAUCGCCAGGAAGAGCGUCGUCUCGUGGACUGCGAUUAUCGCCGCGAAUGCCCAGAACGGGCAUAGCCGUGAGGCGCUGGAGCUCUUCCGGGAGAUGCUCGUCGAGGGGGUGAAGCUCAACGAGAUCACGAUGCUGAGCGCGCUUUCGGCGUGUAGCCGCGCGGGGCUCGUGGAAGACGGCCAUAGCCUGUUCGCUGGAGUGGAAUCUGACUACCACUUUUCCAGGAACUUGGAGCACUACCAGUGCGCGAUCGAUCUUCUGGGGCGAGCCGGUCAUGUGGAGCUCGCCGCGGAGCUGAUGAGCAGCAUGCCUUUCCAGCCGGGAUCGGUGGCGAGCGCGACGUUGGUGGCAGCUUGUCACACUCACGGGAAUCUGGAGCAGGGGCUGAGAGCUGCCACAGGUGGUGGAUCAUUGAUGUCGCCAUCACCUGGAGGAUCAUCCGGACGGGGACCAGGAUCAUCAGGAGGAGCAGCCGCCGCAGCGGUUUUGAUCUCAAACAUUUACUCCACGAGCUUGUGA
Messenger RNA from Selaginella moellendorffii, 1671 nucleotides. RefSeq names its product pentatricopeptide repeat-containing protein At4g02750. The transcript has a single exon. The record is from RefSeq and is a predicted model, not a curated record. Gene Ontology annotation, molecular function: RNA binding; protein binding. The coding region runs from base 1 to 1671 and encodes 556 amino acids. Gene Ontology annotation, biological process: RNA modification. Lineage: Eukaryota; Viridiplantae; Streptophyta; Lycopodiopsida; Selaginellales; Selaginellaceae.